Molecule: messenger RNA, 5440 nt
Organism: Scophthalmus maximus (turbot)
Lineage: Eukaryota; Metazoa; Chordata; Actinopteri; Pleuronectiformes; Scophthalmidae
Gene: ube2f
Product: ubiquitin-conjugating enzyme E2F (putative)
Exons: 11
Coding region: 514-1068 (184 amino acids)
Source: RefSeq, a predicted model, not a curated record
CUCUGCGGAACUGUUUAUGCGCUCCCGUGUCUACACGGACGACAAUGGCGGACGGCAGUCGCUGCACUUCCGUUGCCCAUGACGCCGGAGCGAAGUUCUGACAGCUGAAUUUCCAGCCAGCGUAAAUCCCACUCUGAGACGCCUAAAGCCUCCGGUUUUUUUCCGGGGAGGUUUGAGAGUCGGACGUGCCCGCGACCCUCUCCGGCUGGAUUUGCACACGGCGCCUUGCACACAGAGGAGCGCGGGUUGACUAUGGUGUAGCACGGACAGCUAGCUCUGAGACAGCAGCAGGUAGUCGGUGCCAGGCAGCAGUGAUUGACGGCGGAGGCAGGUGGGCGUUGUGACACAUUUGUCACCUGACACCCCUCCCUCUCUGCUGACUGCUGCGCACACACACUGCAGGGACACCAGUGGAUUGCUCCCAUAGAGUGAGAGAGGGCAUUCGAGAGGCGGUGCGGUGCGGUGCAGUACAGCGGUGUGGGGCAGAUCGCGGGGGAUCAUAGCAGCGUAGCCAUGCUCACACUGGCGAGUAAACAGAAGAGGGACGAUGGAGGAAAGACGGGCCGUGCCCCCGGUCCCUCCGACUCCACGCAUAGAAUCUCCAUCAGGGACCGCCUCCUUACCAAAGAAGUCGCAGAACUUGAAGCCAAUCUCCCAAGUACAUGCACAGCCAGUUUCCCAGAUGAGGACAAGCUGCAUCAUUUUCACUUGGCAGUGUCUCCCGACGAGGGUUACUACCAAAGUGGAAGAUUUCAGUUUGAAAUUGACGUUCCCGAAGCCUAUAACAUGGUGCCUCCUAAAGUGCGAUGUCUGACCAGAAUAUGGCAUCCGAACAUCACAGAGAACGGAGAGAUCUGUUUGAGCUUAUUGCGGGAACACUCUAUUGAUGGCACAGGCUGGGCCCCCACUAGAACAUUAAAGGACGUGGUCUGGGGAUUGAACUCCUUGUUUACUGACCUGUUGAAUUUUGAUGACCCGUUGAACAUUGAUGCAGCAGAACAUCAUCUGAGGGACAAGGAGGAUUUUCGGAGUAAGGUUCAAGAUUACAUCAAGCACUACGCCAGAUGAUAGAAGCACCGACAUCAGCCUGUACCAAUCAACCAAACUACUCUACCUUGCCUCUGCUUAUCUUGGCCAACUCCCCGAUGUGUGUGAAUCAACAGCUGACUCUUACGACUCCCCUCCUCCUGGCACCACAGCUCCACCUAUGCCCUUCUCUGUUCACCCAAUUGCAAUAAACUACCUUGCAGGAACAAAAAGAAAAGAAAAAAAAGUGUGUUUAAGAAAGGACUUGCACAGAAAUGAAAAAGAUCCUUUAACUAUCCUUAACAGUUGAGUGUUGCAAUGUCUGUUCAUUGUGGCAAAUCUGAAUGCCGCCUCACUGAGGUGUGCCUGAGCCAGUCGGAAAUGAGCCAUGGGAACGAAUGGCAAGGGAUUUGAUUGGAGGAUUCACUGGUGGAAAAAAAUACUACUUGCAUUUAGCUGUUUAAAAUUUGAUGAAUCACGAAAAAGAAUAUGUUACUAUCAGUUCUCUGUACCAGUGCCUGCCGUGUUUGUGUUGCUAAAGAGAAAAUGCAUGUGGGCUCACAAGCACACACACACACACACACACACACACACACACACACACACACACACACACAAACACACACACACACACACACACACACACACACACACACACACACACACCCUGUGGUAAGAGGUGAACACAUGCUCACACAUUUCUGUACACUCGUCUGAUACACACAGAUAAAUUGGAAAGACUAAAGACUUCUGCCCCACUAGACAGCAUGUGAAUGCCGACAUUGUCCAGUUAAGUCUUUUAUUCUGCUUGCAUGUGUACUAUUUUCAGCUUCACAUCUUCUUUGACCCAGACUCUCCUCACUGUUUUUGUUUUUGCUCCAUUUGUCUUUCUGUGUCUCUCUCUCACACAACCCCCAACCGUGCAUACCUUUGCCAUUUGAGGUUAAUCCAUCCAGUGCAAUCUAUGACAGUGACACCUUUUUGUUAUGCAAGCGCCGUACUCUGCACUGGGUUUGAAAUAACUAUGGGUUUAAAGUACUGAUUUGGAUUUAAAUGUGCUAUUUGUACAUUUUUCUGUUGCCACUUAGCCAAACACCGAGCAACAUCUGGCACAAAUGUUGAGAGUUCAGCAUCAAAUUUGCAAUUCCAAUGUUAAAGGGGCAGUAAGCGAUUCUAAACCAAUACACGUUGUGUAAAAAUCGGCGUAUAUUUUCUCACGGUCCGCUAGCUGUCGGUUCUGUGUGCUCCCCAAAAUAAAAAAUCGGGGUUUUCUGAAAAUCAAAAUCAAAAAAUUGGUGUAAAAUCACUUGUAGACACCUCAAGAGAUGUGCUAGCUGGUGGCGCUGCAACUCUGCGGUUUUGGCCCUCGUGGUUAGCGCAUCCGUCCCCCAUGCCCGAGGUUGCGGGUUCACUGGCCCGGCCAGGGCAGUAAAAUCACAACUCGUGUUUUGCUUCUACUUCUCUCACUUCUUUCCUUCUUCCGGAAUUAGCAUGCUAUGCUAGCCCCGUCCUAACCUAUCGGUGAAGGUGAUAAUAGAGGCUGUCUUGUCAGUGUGUGAUAGCCGAGGAAUGUAGCAUCCAGUCGGCCCCUAAAGAAGUAGCUCCGCUCAGAGGCCACAUCUUGACCUUUUCUCUUUUUAAACAUAACAAUUGCUGAAGCUCUUGGCCGGCGGCCACCACCCACUCCCGGCGAACCGCAUUCAGCGGCAGAGAAAACAUACCGAUAGCACCGUUGAUUUUAAAUCCAUAACAAAUUAACCUUGCAGGAAUUGUAGCUCACCACUCCCAUGUUUAAUGGACAAGCAGCUAUAAUCCCUGUUUUUGAAAUAGUCCCGAAUGAAAAUAAGAGCACCUGAAAGUCAGCACUUUAAACUCAUAGUCAUUGUUUCAUCUCCAUAAUUCUUCGCUAUGGACUAAAAACAUUUUUACUGUCUCCAGACUUCUCUUUUGUGGGAGAUUCCACAAGCUACGGUGUAGAGUAUGUCUGUCUAGGAAGACGAUACUCCUCAAACUUCUCUUUGCGUGUGUUCCUGCGCGUGUAUGGAUAUGUCAGUCGAGAGUAUAAGUUCAGAAAGAAAGUCAGGCAGCAAACUAGCUAGCGACCAGGCUAUCGAAGUAGCAGACUAGCUAGCUAGCGAGUGAGCGGUUUUCGCAUCAAAAGAUGCCAUUUUCACCCAGUGUGUGUCGUCCUCACUGUCCGUACAAUGUGCGGCGAUAGCUUACAGUAGCUUGACCUAGGCCACAAGGUCACAAAAAUCUACUUCCCGUGACUCCAGAUGAGCUCGCCCUUUAAAGGCAUAGUUCAGUGAUUUUGAAGUUGGGUUGUGUGAGUUACUUAUGCACAGUUAACAUGUCACCUCGUGAUGAUGGUGAGAUGGUGAUCAGCCAUGUCAUUUAACGGAGUUUGGAGGGGAAAUGGAAGUAGCGUAAGUCUCAGUCCCACUGUUGCGGAGGGGACCCCCGAAGGACCCCUGAAAAACGUCUUUUUCGACACAUUUUCAAACACUUACCCCCCCCCCCAAAAAAAACAGUCUGUUCAAUUGUACAGUGAAGGGCGUAUUCUUUCACUGCUUCAGUUUUCCUCCAGACAGCCGUUCUAAGUUUGCACUUUUUUUCCCUGGCGUACUUCGGCCAUGCCGGCCGAGCAUCACUCCGCAAAUCAUCUGUUCGCCUCAGAGCUACCGCGGCGAGCUGGCGCAGUAAUAUAUGGCCGAAGUGCCCUUAAAAAAAGAAAAACUGCAAACUUAAACGGCUGGCUGGCGGCGAACUGAAGCAGUGAAAAAAAUACGUCAUUUACUGUACGAUUGAAAGGAUAUAGAUUUUUAAUAUAACGUUUUAAAAUGUGGCGAAAAAGACGUUUUCCAGUGGUCCCCUCUGCAACAGUGGGACUCGGACUCACGCUGCUUCCACUUCUCUCCUCCAAACUCCGUUUAAUGACAUCGCUGAUCACCGUCUCCAUGAGGUGACGUAUUAACUGUGCAUAAGUAACUCAUACAACCCCACUUUCAAGAUCACUGAACUAUCCCUUUAAUGUACUUUGUUAGCAGAUUUGAUGGCCCGUGAACAUUGACCACACUGAGUGUACAGUGAUAUGGGAUGGCUUUCGUAGCGAACGAGAGAAUGUCAAACCGUGUGUGUGUGUGUGCAUUAAAGAGAGAUUGUGCCACUCAGUGAGGUCUUUGUGUGUGUGUGUGUGUGCGUGUGUGCGUGUGUGCGUGCGUGCGUGCGUGCGUGCGUGCGUGCCUGCGUGCCCUGGCUAGGGCCGUGCCUCCAGUUUGAAGUCGCAUUUCUUAUAAUCAACUGUUGUCACUCCAUCCAGCUUUGUCGUCACAUGUCUGCAUGAAGCAAAAAAAAUCAGAGUAAUCUGCCAGGGGUGCGUUUGACAAAAGGGGAUGUCGGAAAACAUAGUUGUUAAGGGUUGAACGUUUAUGCUGGGGGUGUGUGUAAAGACUGAGCAUUUAUGCCUGUGUGUGUGUAUGUGUGAGGGAGCGAGCGUUUGCGUCAGUGUGACCUGUUGAAACGUGUUGGCAUGCUCUGGUUUUCCGUUUGCCCCCCCCCCCCUUUUUUUUCUUCUUCUUUUUGUUAUUCUGACCCAUUGUUCAACAGCUCCAAUGUUUUGCUUCCCAUCCUGAUGAAAGUGAACAGAUCGACAGACGACACUGGCCUCUGUCAAAAUAAAAGAGCUGAUGAAACGAUGGGUCUGUCGUGUGCAUAACGUUGGCGUUCCAUGGCGUUUGUCCCCCUCAUGGGUUUCGGUCCAAUCAAACCUUGAAGGCUAAUGCCACUGCCUAUUUAUUUAAAAGCCAUCCCUUUUUUAAUUGCGGUGACAGCAAAUUGCCUCCGGGGCAUGGUAGCCCACCACUCUACUUUUUAAUCAUAGCCUUACUAAUACUCGGUCGGAUGCCUACGUCCUUUGCUUUGGCAGUCAGCAGUGUUAUGAUCUCCCCAGGAUGUGACUGGGAAGUGUCUCUGCCUGGGCCGACUCCAUCGCUGGGCCCGGGGAGAAGAUUAACAGCCGGUUCUUUCUCCCAAGUCCUCGACCCUUUCUUUCUCAGAUUGUAUAUCCAUUUUUUAAAAGAUAUAUUAAAGAGACUAUACAUAGAACAAAACGUCUUGUUUUAUCAUGUGCUCUUUUUCCCCCCUUCACCCACUUAAUGUGUGAUCAUUUUAGCACUGCAAAUAAUGUUCAUUUUCAUUUCUAAUUAAUGCUGAUGAUUGCUGGGGAUUAUUUUAUGCAUUAUUCAUUUUGGUUUGUGAAGAUGUCUUUGAGGUUGAAGGACACCAUCAGUUUCUUUUGUUGACUUCAGUCCACCUGGCGCACACAAACGGAUCAAUGUAUACUGUAUAUUCUCUCCUCCUUAACCCUCCAAGACAAAAUUGUUUUGGGAAAUUAAACAUAUUUUACUGAACCAUC